ACGGGUCACAUUUACAGAUCACUCUACAUUGUAGAGAGGAAGAGAGAGGGUUUCCCGGCGAGCCAUGGAUGUCCUGUUCAAUUCAAUCGACGUUCGCGAUCUACUCUCAUCACCAGACAUCGACGAUGUAACUUCGCCGUUAUCCGCCCCGGAUCUCCGUCUUCUCAUGGACCGUCUACAAGUUCGUUCCAUCGAUAUAAAAUCCAAAGUCCGGCAAUACAUUCUCUCACAUUACUCCGAUUUCUCCACACUCUUCUCCCAGUGCUCCGACGUCGUUUCGAGAUCCGAACAUCUUUCUUCUGAAGUAUCCAAUUUGAUCCAGCUCAUCUCGGAUCAUCCAGUUGAAGUAGAAACCAAAGCCGUAAUUGAUGACAUUGUGAUAAGAAACAGAGAGUUGAAGGAAAAGAGGGAAUUGUUAGGUUUACUUGCUGUGAUAUUGGAAUUGAGUGAUAAACUCAGGUUUGUGAAGGAGGAGAUUAAGGUAGGGAGAGUUGAGCAAGCGGCGGAAGCGUUAAGGGAGUUAAAGGCAGUGUUGGUAACGAGUAGUGAUAAAUCGACGGCGUUUGAGGAGAGGCAGCCUUUGGUUUACGGAUUGUUAAAGGAUGAGUGGACUGAGUGUUUUGAGGAGAUGCAAGAGGUGCUUUUGCGAUGUAUGGACAAUGCAGUGUGGUUUGAGCAAGAAAAUAACACAGUUCACCUGAAGCAUCAGUCGAACAUCAAAGGCAUUGAUGGGAUUGAGCUCCAAAUAGUUUUAAAAGCGAUGGAUGCAGUUGGUAUUAUGGAUUAUGGGCUGGCGAAAGUAGCAGAUUUGAUGAUUAAACAUGUAAUCGCGCCAGUGGUGAGUUUUAGAUCAACUAUUGUGGUGGAAGAGACUAAUCAGGAGUCUGGGAAUGGUGCCGAGGCAAAUCUGAAGAUACUUCCAUCUGCUGACCCAAAUGUUGACAGUAUGGAUGGUGGUAGCAUGUACUCUGUUCUUGUUGAUAUCGUCAAGUUUAUUAGUAAAUCCUUGUGCUUUGGAAAUAGUACAUGGAUGCUUUGCUUUGGAAGAUUAACAUGGCCAAGGAUGUCAGAUUUGAUAAUAUCCAACUUCCUCUCCAAGAACGUGCCUGAUGAUGCUUCCAAACUGGCCGACUUCCAGAAAAUCAUAAAAUGCACAUCUGACUUUGAGGAAAGUUUAAAGGAGUUGAUGUUCAUUGCUUCCUCUGAUGGCAAGGAUGACAGAUUGAGCAAAUUCGCUGAUAACGUGGAGGUCCAUUUUGCAUCCAGGAAGAAGGUUGAGAUUUUGGCCAAGGCUAGAAAUCUACUUUUACACUCUGACUUCCGCCUUCCAGAAGAUGGUACCAGGAGACGCUCUAAAGUUAAGUAUGAUAAAAAGGCUGAAAGUUCAUGUGACCUUGUUAUUGAUUUGCUUUUUACAUCUGAGAGAUGUGUGGUGUCCGAAGCAGCUUCAGGUCUAAUGAAGUUAGUUCACGGAACACUCAAGGAUGUCUGCUUGUCAUCUCCUAGAGUGGGAUUGGAAUUCUAUCAUGCUGCUAGGGAUUCUCUACUUCUUUAUGAAGCUGUCAUACCUGUCAAGUUCGAAAGGCAGCUUGAUUCCAUCAACCAUUCUGCCGUUCUUAUUCACAAUGAUUGUCACUAUCUAUCUCAGGAGAUUCUUGGACUUGCAUUUGAGUAUCGCUCAGACUUUCCAGCUUCAAUAAAGGAACUUGUUGUUUUUGCGGAUUUGGCUCCAAGAUUCCAGCUGCUUGCAGAAGAAGUUUUACGAAGACAAAUUAAACUUGUCAUUUAUAACCUAAAACAGGCUAUCGAUGGGGCUGAUGGAUUUCAAAAUACUCACCAAAUGAAGCAAUAUGAAUCUGCUAAGUUGAGCAUUGACCAGGUGAUUUUCAUACUUGAGAAAGUAUAUAUUAUAUGGCACCAUUUACUCCUACCUUCUGCCUACAAGAGAAGUAUGAGCAUGGUGCUGGAGGCAGUCUUUUCUAGAAUAGCAAAUGAUAUCCUCCUUCUAGAUGAUAUUGCUGCAGAAGAAACAUUGCAGCUCCAAAGGCUGAUUCAUCUGCUAUUCGAGAAUCUGUCUUCUUUGUUGGACUCUGUAGUGGUUAUCAACCAGUCAGGAAAGUUGCAGGAGUCUCCUACACAAACUCUUGAUGAUCUUAUACCAUCUCUCCGGAAAUUACGCAAGCUAGCAGAUCUUCUGGACAUGCCUCUGAAAUCCGUUACUGAAGCUUGGGAAGCCGGUGAACUUGUCAACUGCGGUUUUACGCAAACAGAGGUUGAAGACUUUAUCAGAGCCAUAUUUGCAGAUUCACCUCUGCGGAAAGAGUGCUUACGGAGAAUAGAAAGUAUAUGUUACUGAGCUUUCAGUUACAGUUACAGUUAGCUUUUUGGUUGCUACAGCUAGGAGUUUACCUGUGUCAGAUCUCUCUUAACCUCGAUAAAGUAAGCUAUCAGUUUUUUUCCCCGCUUCAGGAGCCUUCUAUGUCCAAUGAUUCUAAGCGAUAUUCAAAGAAAAGCUCUCUUUUAUGUAUUCUGCUGAGGUUUGGUAGUUCAAAUCAGAGAAUGUACAUGUUAGGGUCUUCAUGUGAAAUGUAAAUUGGUUCAUUUUACGUCUACUUUCAUUUGAAAAGACUAAACAAGGGCGAGAAUAUGAGCAUAGCAUAAAACUGACAGACAAAUGACACAUUUUAGAUUCAUUGAGUUGAUGAGAACUAGAGUUGGACUGUAGUUUCUCAAUUUAGCAACUGUAAUGUGAAAGGAUGCUCUCAUCUUACCGCUGUUUCUUUUGGGCUGUUAGAUUUAAGUAAGUUCUUUCAGUCACUUGUAAAUUCUUUCUUCUUUGUAAGCAUAAGAUUUGUUCAUCAUUCUGAAUAUGUCAAAUUUUGAA
Messenger RNA from Nicotiana attenuata, 2884 nucleotides. RefSeq names its product centromere/kinetochore protein zw10 homolog. The transcript is spliced from 14 exons. Lineage: Eukaryota; Viridiplantae; Streptophyta; Magnoliopsida; Solanales; Solanaceae. Gene Ontology annotation, cellular component: chromosome, centromeric region; nucleus; RZZ complex. Gene Ontology annotation, biological process: mitotic cell cycle; endoplasmic reticulum to Golgi vesicle-mediated transport; mitotic spindle assembly checkpoint signaling. The record is from RefSeq and is a predicted model, not a curated record. The coding region runs from base 65 to 2356 and encodes 763 amino acids.